Messenger RNA from Puccinia triticina, 3771 nucleotides. RefSeq lists its product as uncharacterized. The transcript has 5 exons. Gene Ontology annotation, biological process: meiotic sister chromatid cohesion, centromeric; protein phosphorylation; mitotic spindle assembly checkpoint signaling. Gene Ontology annotation, molecular function: protein kinase activity; ATP binding. The coding region runs from base 1 to 3771 and encodes 1256 amino acids. NCBI's taxonomy places the organism in Eukaryota, Fungi, Basidiomycota, Pucciniomycetes, Pucciniales, Pucciniaceae. The record is from RefSeq and is a predicted model, not a curated record.
AUGACGGCCAGCCAGCAAAAUCCCAACUCGAAAACUGAACGAGCCAUCCAGCCCAAGGGAAAAUCGAAAGCACUCUCGGCUGCUGAUGAAGAAAUCGAGCAGGAGCGACAAACUCACCUGCGGACAAUCGAUCUACUAGACCGCGUCGCAAAUGGUGAAACAGCCGCCAGUCGACUCCUACCGGCUGACCUACUAGAAGACCCUCUCGAUGCACAUCUCUUGUACGUUCGUUGGACGUUGGAUACGUAUGGCUCGCAGGAACAAAAUCUCAAAGCACACUUGAUCGUCAUCCUCGAACAAUCAACCCGCCGGUUCGUCAAUGAAACACGAUAUCGAUCAGAUUUACGAUACCUCAAGCUAUGGGUUUUAUAUGCCAGGCAUUGUUCGAAACUCGGGGCAAACAAGAUAUACGAGUUUCUGAAUUCUAAAGAGAUUGGAACCGACUUUGGCAUGUUCUACGAGGAAUGGGCCAACUCGGUUGAACAGCAUCCAGCUCAUGCCAAGACAAUCGAAAAAAUCUUCGACCUAGGAAUUCAGCGUGGAGCAGAACCUCUCAACCGUCUCAAGAAAAAGAAGAUCUCCGCCUUGCAACGCGUCUCCCAAUCAACUUCAGAUGAUAUACCAACACAGCCUUCAACACAACCUUUCAAUGACUUGUGCGACGAUCCUCUGAAGAACUCUCGGUCUCCAGCGAAAGCUUCCUCUGCUAGUGCCCCUAAAAAUCUUACCGAGCCUCCCUACAAAAGACCUCCUCCACCCACCACUCAAAAAUUGGCAACGGACCUCUCCAAGCUAUACCCCGGUGAUGGUGUUGAGAUAAGCCCAGAGGAAUACAAAGCAUCGCGUCUCUAUGGCUCUCGCCAUUGGGGUACCGAACCCUGGGAAGUAGAGGCAUCCACCAGUGGCAAUUGGCACUAUUAUAAUCUCGAUGGGUCGCCUGUACUUUACGAUCCGGUAUCAGGAGAGCCCCUUUUUGACUAUCUCAAACCUAGCUCGACGACAUCAAGCGAAAUGCAACUCAGUGACGACGAGCAGCUGGCGCAUGAUUUACUAGACUCAAAAUCUGAUUCCUCAGAGAUUCCGCCUAUGGAUGGAGACCAAUCCAUGGCAGACAGCGAGCCGAUGGAAAACUUGAACCUGGCGAAUAUAACCACCUCUACAGAUGACGAUCUUGAGGAGGAUAUUUCAGGACAGGAAGCUAUUGCUGAUGCAGAAGUCUCAAUUAACUUAGACUCGCCUGUCCGAAAUAGUUCAGUGGGUUAUAUCAAACCGCGUGAUAGACGUGCCUCCGUUACUAUGAACACUCAGGAAGCUAUAAAUGAGGUCUACAACAUGUACGGUAAACCAGCCAAAGAAAGUGACGAAUCCGAUGAUAAUUUCGAUAACAGUGAACUUGGCGAUGAUGACCGUUUAUAUGACGAAAAUACUGCAUACACGGUUGCUGGACUUCGGGACGCCACUGCGGAUGUCACCUUUUGGUCUCAGCCUCAACUGAACUCUAUGCAUGACGAAAAUCAGCUAGACCAACAGAAUUCAAAUAUACAUGACGAGAAUCAACUACAGCAUUAUAACCCAACCCCAUUCCAAGAUGAAAACGCAUUGGCUUGUCGUCAGCCCUUCAAUGGCUUGUCCGAAUCCUCUUCCGCUGGGCAAUCACGUGGAUUGAGUGCGUUUAAACCCAUCCGAAAACCGCUUGCACCUGUGAUUCCUUUUACGGAUGAAAACGAAAUUUCGAUGACUCCGUUUUCUGGUACCAAACCUUCCUACUCCGCACCUGGAGCACGUAUACCCCUUGCUGUCAAAGCCACCUAUCCUCAGCAGCCCCCAACAACUCACCAAACUCUUGAUGAACCUGAAUCAGACCUUCGAGUAUCGCAAACAAAUCGAUUUGAAUGGCAGCCCGAAAAUCCAUCCAAUGAAUAUAACACUCCAGAUAUUCAGAAGGACAUGCCGCUCUUUCCUUCACAAGAGGAGUACCAAUCUGAUAUGGAUAGAGAAGACGAAGCCGAGUACGAAGACGAGAAUUACGAACUCCGAGAUGAUGUCGAUAGAGAGGACCGGUUGAUGGCUCGACCACUUCGCUUUGUUCCUACCGGUGAUAACUUCAAUGCUCUCACACCAAUAACUGAAAGGACCAGCGAAUACAACUCGAUGACAGCACCUAGGUACAUCAAUAGAAUUCAAGACGCGCAAUUUGCACUCCAUCAGCAAAGGACUGGAAAGUUUCCUGGAGUGGUUUUCGAUGACGAGGAAGAUGAAGCCGAAUUGACACCAAAAGCCAAUCAUCUCGGUGAUGAAAACUCCGCUGAAGAAUCAUCUUCACACAACGAGAACAUUCGUAAUCAUCGAGUUUCUGGACACCUGUUUGCAAAGGUUUGUGACGUCAGGGAUUCGCCGCAUCGAGCACACCACUCACUGGAAACGCCCUCCAAGAUCGUCGCCCAUUUGCAACACUCCAGCAUUCCUCGUGCACCGAAUUCGCUCCCACGCUCAUCGGCAAACGGUCACGACGAUGAUUCAGUCAUGGCGUCGCCAUCCCGGACCUACUCGAAGCAAUAUGAUAUCCCUCCCUCCCCGACUACAAUUCAAGCUUGCGAACCUUGCAAUCCAUUUGCUCCCGACAUUGUCAAUAUUCUCCUUGAAGAGCUUGACCCUCCGCUAGAGAGCUAUCCUGGGUACCAAUCAUUAGUCGAUCAACGCUCUGAAAAACUGCAGCAAUUACGGAAACGAUGUAAAACCCGGAAUCGGAAACACUCCCACAGUAGUGUGACCGCAGAAGAAGCUUUGUGGGAAGUGGAUCUGGGUGGCGAUCUGUAUAUCAUUUACGAGAAGCUUGGCGAGGGCACUUAUGGCUCAGUCUUCAGAGUCAGUGAGGCAGUCGAUGAAGACUGUACUGCGAUAUAUGAAGACAAUUCAAUCCAGAAAGCCAUGAAAGUCGAAAGUCCUCCAAAUCUGUACGAGUUUUCGAUCCUGUCACAACUCCAUCAGACGCUAUCCGAAAGGCUAUGUGAAUCGAUUAUCAAGCCACACAAAUUGUACGCAUAUGCAGACGAAAGUUUCCUUGUGAUGGAUUACUCAGAUCAAGGCACUCUACUAGACAUCGUGAAUCGAGCGGCUGAGAUCGGGAUCAAGCCGACUGCACCGGGAAUCGUUAGAGGAGUGGACGAGCUCGUUGCCAUGUUCUUCACGAUCGAAUUGAUGAGAGUAGUCGAAGGAUUGCAUGAGGCUGGAUAUAUUCAUGGAGAUUUGAAGGUCGACAAUUGUAUGGUCCGGUUACAAAGCUUACCUGGAGGAAGCAAAUCUUGGUUAUCGACCUAUAAUCCACAAGGGCAUGAUGGAUGGAGCUACAAGGGAUUAAAAUUGAUCGAUUAUGGACGAGCGAUCGAUACGGGAGUCUUCCCAGCUUCGCAAGAAUUUAUAGCGGAAUGGGAGACGGACGAAUACGAUUGUAUGGAGAUGAGGAGCGGCAAACCGUGGUCGUUCCAGCCGGAUUAUCACGGGAUUCUUGGGAUCGCCCAUUGCUUGUUGUUCGGAUCAUUUAUGACUGAAAAGGAUUCGCUCAAACCGGCGUUCAAAAGGUAUCAUCAGACCGAGCUUUGGUCGAAUCUCUUCGACGUUUGUCUGGCCCCCAAACAAAUCCCGAAUACUCUCGAUCUCAGAUCCGUAAGACUCUCUAUGGAAGAUUGGUUACAGAAUAAUUGUGAAAAGGGCGGCAAAAGUUUGAAGGGACUCUUGAAAAAAAUCGAACUUGCUUCCCUUGCUUAUCAUUAG